Neodiprion fabricii is the source of this 8099-nucleotide messenger RNA. RefSeq names its product ras-responsive element-binding protein 1. Gene Ontology annotation, molecular function: RNA polymerase II cis-regulatory region sequence-specific DNA binding; DNA-binding transcription activator activity, RNA polymerase II-specific. The coding region runs from base 823 to 5931 and encodes 1702 amino acids. NCBI's taxonomy places the organism in Eukaryota, Metazoa, Arthropoda, Insecta, Hymenoptera, Diprionidae. The transcript has 5 exons. Gene Ontology annotation, biological process: regulation of transcription by RNA polymerase II. The record is from RefSeq and is a predicted model, not a curated record. Gene Ontology annotation, cellular component: nucleus.
UUCAACGAGAGCCAAGAGUCACUCUUCUUCGGGACGCGAGCCCGAUAACACGCGCGCUGGAUAGUCAAGCGACGUAAAUAGAGCAACAAACUCUUUGCAAUAUUCGGACUGGCUUUAAAACUCUCAUUGACAUCACCGAUCUUCGGUUCAUUUCCUAAACAAAUAAAAACAUUUAAAAUAUGCUUAAUAAUAAAUGUAUACUUACGCGUACACGUAAAACUUGAAAAAUUGUGUAAAUAUGGUUUAGUGAUCUCAUAUGUGUGCGCGUGUUUUUGUGUAAAAUAUUAAGGACAAAAUAAACUGAUAUGUAUUCUUAGUUGGGUGUGUGAUUUUCGUGUGCUUCGACUAAUCUUACACUCUUCUUAACUUAAAUCCCUGUUUGGUAGCUGAAAAUUUUCUUGCGUGUAAAUAUCAUGUUGACAGUAGUAUGAUCUUAAAUCAUUGUAAACAUACACGUUCGGGAGUGAACUGAAUAACACGGUUUGACAUUAUUCCCGCUCGUUGUUAUCGUUCGUUUUUCGAUACCGGAGAUUUCUCCGCUCAUGUCGGAAAAACGUAAUCCGCAGCUAGUGUAACGAUGAAGCGUGACGGUAAGAUUUAGUUAGGUAUUUUCGAGUGAUUCGUCUUCUGUUCGGCACGAACUAUGCACAGAUGUGCGAAAUUGCUUACCUUGUAAUCCGGCAGAAACAUCUAUAUUAGGCAGUGUGAAUAAACAAUCAUCGACAGUGUCAACGAGUUGUCUCCCGAAGGAUUUUAUAUGGUCAUUGGAUUUCACCUUCCGAAAAGCUGCUGCGUUAACAUGGAUUAUUCUAAUAAAGAUUUAUGACAGGCAGAUUCCAAGGGUCUGCAGAAGAGCUGCUCUCUCGCUCUAGACACAUGGCAUGUCUCGCAGAUGUUAUUCCUCUUUCGCCAAUCGUCCCUCUUUUGGUUACCGUAGACAACGGACUGGAGCAACGUCAGAACAUCAAGACGCAAAUUGAUACAGAUACGUUAGCGCCGGUCGACCAAUCCGGCUCAGCUCUCGUUUGCCCUGCAUGUUCGCUGGUGCUACCAAGUACGCGUGAUCUGACGAAUCACAUACGGGGCCACAACUCGCGGAGAAACAGCGAGGGUAGUUCAGUCGACGACGAGUACACCUGUUGUGUCUGCAACAAGGUCCUCAGCUCGGCCAGCUCCCUGGACCGUCAUAUCCUGGUCCACUCCGGUGAGCGGCCGUUCAAGUGCGGAAUCUGCGGAACUACCUUUACCACCAACGGCAACAUGCAUCGCCACAUACGGACUGCCCACGGUAGCAGUUCGUCGAACAGUUGCACGGAUUCAGACGGUAGCUGCGACUUCGACAGGCCCGAAUUGAAGCGGCGGAGAGACGCGGAAUUCAACAAUAACAAUAAUCUGUCUAAGAGAAAAUCGCCGGACCACAUGGAGGACGACCUACCGGCGAGUAAACGACCGCACAAAAUUCUGUUGAGGAACAAAUCCACAACCAAGGCCGAGAUUCAAACCGAGACUCAGCCGACUCACAGCUGCCCCUUAUGCGGGAGGAACGAUUUCGCGACGAGCAGCCUACUCAAGGCUCACUUUGACCAGGCUCAUCCUGACUAUCCUAUGAAAUGCGAUAUCUGCAAUCUGAUUUUUCAAACUCUUCAACUGCUGAAUCAGCAUCGUCGGACGGCUCAUCGUUCGAACGAUGACCAAAAUGUGAAUGUCGGAGACUCGGUUACCGGCUUUUCCGAUUUGACCUUCAUGGAUUUUUCAGCCAUAAACUUUCCGGGUAUUGCUCGUACCCUUUGCGAGACUACACUGCAUCUACCGGCGUCUGGGGAAGUAACUAAAUUCCAAUGCCGCAAGUGCUUCAGAGCUUUUCCCUGCAGAGCUUCUCUUGACUCCCAUGAGACUGACUGUGGUACCCAAAUAGCAGUGCGGGAAAACAUUCCCGAGGAUCAGUCAAAGAGAAACGACUUUUUCGCCGGAUUGAAUCUUCAAGAUAAAGCGGCACUCACCGAAGCGAAGGAGGGAAAGGAUCUAGCCGACAUACAGAGCAUCAUUUCGCUCACGUCUGAAACAGCUAUUCUGCAAAACUUUUCACGACCUGACACAAUCACCCCGGAUAACGUGAUCAGGGCUGGGUCCAGCGUGGGUUCGUCCGGAUCAUCCUGCACCACAUCCGCUGAAAACAACGAGGAAGAACUUCAGGAUGCGUUCUCUGCCCAGUUUCGUCGGAUGAAACUCCGCGGUGAAUUUCCGUGCAGACUGUGCAACGCUAUUUUCCCCAACCUCCGGGCUCUCAAGGGUCAUAAUCGGGCGCAUAUGGGAGUCAGUCCGGGAAUGCCGUACCCCUGCAACAUGUGCCCCUACACAAGCACCGACAAGGCCACCCUGGUGAAACACUUGCGAUCUCACAACGGCGACCGACCUUAUGAGUGCUCGAUGUGCAAUUACGCCUUCACAACAAAAGCAAACUGUGAGCGUCACUUGCGGAAUCGUCACGCCAAGCUGACCCGCGAGGAAGUGAAGAAGGCGCUAAUCUAUCAUCCCAGCGAAGAUCCGCAGAACGAUAACGGGGAACCCCAGGCACGAAUCGUGCGGGACGACAUGCGGACAAUUCUUGUAUAUCCGAUGGUACGCGAAGAAGCCAUGCAACCGAAGACAAUGAGCGUUGGCCCUGACGUAAAGGCCGAGAUCAGGGUGAUCGAUGAGGCGAAACUUCGACAACCGGAUCUUGGCAGUACGCGGCAGGAUCCCCAGCCGAGUAGUUCCAAUCAAUCGGAGAUAUUCCAAGGUGAAAAUCCGGAGAUUCAACCGCUUGAGAUGCAGGUACCAAGACACACCGAUAUUCCUAUGGAUAUAGACCAACCUCAAGACUUGGUAACCAGGCCACUUCGGUUUACACACAACAACCGCGCUCACGACGAUAACUCGUCGAGCGGAAGUGUAUCGCCUCUAGUCACCGAUGCCAAUCAAUUAGCAGCAACACACCAAAGACUUCCAAAUCCUCACAUCGGUAUUCAAACAUCCACCGGUCAUUAUAGCUCAGGCAAUGACGUGCCGUUGGAUCUAUCGAUGGACGCGUUGGAUUUAAGCAAAAAAUCGAAGGUAACGGAAACCAAACAACCUGCCGUUGCUCCAAACAUGGAAGAAUCCCACCGGAGUGAUAACAACAUUUACCACGCGGCGAAUCAACUACUUUUAACGCAAGCUCUGCUCAAGAGUAGUCACAACCCCCAAACCGCAACCCUGCAGGAGGCACUUUAUGCAAACGCUCAACUUCUGUUCCCAAACCUUGGCACUUUUUCACCUGCAAGUUUUAUAACACCAUUCAUGUUGAAUCCCCACCUCUUUGCAAACCCGGAGUUUGCUAUGAACAGUAGACUUCCGAAGGAACCGAUCAGAGGCCUGGGUUGCAGCGGUGGUAGCCUCGUAGAACCUCCGAUUUCCAGACUCGAAUUUGGAACACCUUAUUCGCAAAGCAGCCAGGCUUCGUAUCACUCGACCAGCGAAGACACCACCGCCAACUCGCCAAAGCUGAUGUCCCCGAAGUUAUCGAGCAAAGUACCCGCUGCUCGUGAAAAGAUUGAUAACUCGUCGUCAUCAAAUUCCGUUAAGAUGGUUAUAAAGAACGGCGUUCUCAUGCCGAAACAGAAACAACGAAGGUACAGAACUGAGAGACCAUUUUCUUGCGAACAUUGUACGGCCAAGUUCACCCUGAGAAGCAACAUGGAAAGACAUGUGAAACAACAGCAUCCGCAGUUUUGGAGCCAGCGACAACGAGGCGGGCAUUCGACCAGAGGUCGACCGCCUACAAACCCACCGACACUACUGCAGAAAUUCAACCAACCCACCUCUCAGCCAGUAUCCCAGAACUUUCCGAGCAUCCUACCAAAAAUCGACAAAACCAGUUCGACGCAAAAUCACGGGAAACAUCCAAUUUCUGACCAAGUCAAGUAUGCGAUUCUUGCACAACAGUUGAAGGGGAAUAAACCAGAAGAGAAUGACUCUGAGGCGGAUUUGGUGAUCGAUGAGGAACCCAGAGAAGAAAAAGCUUCAGAAUCUCAAGCACAGAAUAGCGAACGGCAGCCCCUGAGUCUGCUGAGAGGUAAGCUAGAGGAUAAAAAUGAUUACAAUAAAGAUAAAAUUAUGAAACAGCAUGUGAAUGAAUUUUCGAAGGACUAUUUGGUACAAAUAAGAAAACAACAUCUUGAAGAAUUGAAAGUUGACGUUAAAUUGUCUGAUGCAAGUAAUGCGGAAGAUAAUUCGGAAAAGGAUGUAAAGGACGAUAUGGACGAGAACAAGCUGGAGGAUCAGAAAACCGUGGAGAAAAUUGACGAAUCGGCCGAUGUUGAAGAAGCUGAGAAAACCGGAGGGGAAGACGGCACUGUCGAUCUUGCUAGCGUGUCGAAGCUACUUGACAACGCAUCGCAACAGUACCAACAGUUUCAACCUCAGGAUAUGAGCGACGAGGAGGAGGGACUUGUUGCUGCAGCGAGCGAGGGAACCAAUUCUGGAAGUGAAGAGAAAUCCGAUUCCAGCAACUCCGAGACCGUUAAAAAAAAGUCGGCGUAUUCGAUGGCACCGAACAGGGUUCCAUGCCCGUACUGUGACAGAGUUUUCCCGUGGACGUCUUCAUUGAGGAGACACAUACUGACGCACACCGGGCAAAAACCCUACCAAUGCCACUACUGUACGCUGCUAUUUACAACAAAGUCGAACUGCGACCGUCAUCUUUUUAGGAAACACGUGAAAUCCAGCGGCAGAAGCCGGGCCAAAGCAUCCAGAAAAUUAUCUUCCCGCCAAACCACUGCAAGCUUGAUAAACAAUAACGCUUUUGCGACGAGAAACGUUCCGGAGAGACCUUAUAAGUGUAACGAAUGUCCAAGCUCGACAUUCUCGACUAUGGGAAACCUGAAAAAGCAUGUCACCUCCAAGCACCGCGGCAGGCGUGCGCCAAAAUCGCGAUCGGUCAGCUCGAUGAGCGAUGUGCAGAACAGCCCCAACGGAUCUUCGAAACACAACGAUCAAAGCGAAUACGAAAGUCACUCUUCGAGUCCAGGAGAGACAGUGCGUAACUCGCCGAUUAGCCUCGUAGAAGAAACUGUGCAGAAGGCCAAUACUUCAUCCAGCACCGACACAUCGCAGUCCCUGAAGUCCUCUCCAGAAUCCGGAUCCACCGUAUCAUCAGGCUCGUCCGAAUUACCAUUCAAGUGUCACCUCUGCGAUGGCAGCUUUACCGACAGGCAGGACUGCCUCGAACACAUCAAACACGAUCAUAAACCUGAAUACGAGCUUCUUUUGAAAAAAGGCGCGUUGGACAUGGCUGCGGAAACCGAAAACCAUCCCGAAGAGCAGCAACAACAACCACAACAGCAGAGCGAGGAUGGAGAAGGUCAACGCGGCAAAUUUCCAGAUUACGCGAACAGAAAGGUGGUCUGCGCUUUCUGCAUGCGCCGUUUUUGGUCAGCCGAAGAUCUCAGGCGACACAUGCGAACACACACGGGAGAGAGACCCUUCACAUGCGACAUUUGCCGUAGAAAGUUUACCCUGAAGCACAGCAUGCUGCGACACCGCAAGAAGCACGACUCUGUUCGUUCCACGAUUUACACCGGCGCCAGUGGGGACGAGGAUGCCUCUCAGAUGGCAAUUAACAGCAAUAGUAACAGUAACAGUGGGAUUAAGACACAGGAGACGUCAGCCGUUCUUAAUGCGGUGUCGGAGAACGCGACUCCGGUCCGAUUUGGUGCCCACGCAAAAUUGGCCAGUCUUCCUGGGAAACUUACAAACAUUCAACGGUACAACAAUCACGUGGAGAGCACGGAUGAAAACGAUUUGAUCUCAAACCUUCUGGGCAUUAGAGACAAAACUAUUAUUGACAGGGUUUUGCAAGGGUCUCCUGACGACGCAGCGAAGAUACUUGGUGUUAAAAGUGGUCCGGAAUGAGGUAUUGUUUUGCACCGGGCAUUAUUUAAUACAAUCCCCCUGCUCUCUUUUACUGAUUCUGUCAGAUAACAAUUUAUUUUUUUUAUCUUAUUCUUGUUCAUUGCUCCUUUCAUUCCAAUUAUUACGAUACGUUAAAGUUUUCUCUCUGUUUCUGCGAUGUCGGGAAGUUGUCAAUAUUUUCAAAUUUUCAAGAAACUUUGAAAAUCGUUCUCAAGUUUUUCUUAUUCACAAGCGUGCCUUAAUAUUAGAUUGUAUCAGCUCAUUCUGCGCUAACAUCGAAGUCGCAUUGAGUAUUUGUUCCUUAAUCAUCAUUGAUAUAAUUGUUUACCUCCGAGUUAGAUUCUACAUAUGGAUAAAAAUCAGUUAGAAUCAAGGCAUUCAAUGAUCGUUUCUAUCAAUAUAACUUGUAAAUCUCUCAAUUUUCAAUUUUCUCUAACGGGGUCCGAGGAAGAAAAACAUACAUAAAAGUAAUUAUUUAAAAUAAUAAAAUGUUUUUUGUGUGCGAUUUGAUGAAUAACUUUUCUAUGUUUAGAUUUUUCACAAUAUAAUAUUAUAAAUAUAUACAUCUACGUAUAAUAUAUUAUAUACAUACAUAAAUGUACGUCUAAAGAUUGGGCGUGCUUAAUAUUAUAUUGUUAUUACUAUUAUCGCUAUUACUAUAAAUAAUACUACUGCACUGUUGUUGGAUUAUACGAUCACGUAUUACUGCGCCACUAUUAAGGGUAGGGGUAAAUAGAUAGAAUUGCUGAUUAAUAGAAGGAUCAGAGUAUCGUGAAUAUUUUCAUAGACGUGAAAAUCUCAUCAGUAGAAUUCCAAAAUGUGGGAUUUUCAAGCACAGAUAAUAGAAAAUGUGGUAAAUCGAAAUACAAAAAGACCAAAUAUGGUACAGCAAAAUCGAGCAUCUGUAUACGAUUCUAUAUUAUCGAGAAAAAUUCUGUCGAUUCUACAGUUUGGCAUUCUAUGUUCCGACCUUUCUAAUCUUUCACUUUUCCAUACUUCGACUUUCACCGUUUUUAAAUUAUAGAUAAAUCAAGCUUUUCCUUUUAUAAAAGUUCUAUACUGUGUGCCCUUCUAUUUUUUGAUCUUACUAUAUAUCUACCCCGACCCCACUACUAUGUGUCUCAUUUGGAGAUGCUUGUGGGGUCUUACUUUGUGGCAAGGUCCGAAGGAUCGUUGGAAAACCAUGGCACCUGUAACAACUAAAUCGACGAUUUUGUGCAGUUGGAGGUUUCGUUUCUGUCGUUCCGAGAUAUAUAUCGCGUUCAUAUAAUGUAUAUGUAUGCAUACAUGUAUACAUUUUAUAUGAACUCUUGAAAAUAUCUCUUGAACCUAACUAAAUAUCGUUACACAUAUAAAUAUAAAACUAUAGGUAGACAUACAUUUUUUUUCUUCUUUUUUUUUUUAUGGUAGUAUUUAGAAAUCAGUAUCUCGUCGCAAUGGAACGUCGACCGUAUAGAUUGUAAAAUUGAAUUUGGUGUUGCAGCGUUGACAAUUAUUAAAUUGCAACGGGCGACGUUGCAUCGCGAAUCGUUUAGCUGCGUUUUGAUUGAACGAAAUCAAUUUCAAGCAACGAAUUACGGAAAGCCAUAUAUGAAUUUUAUUUAAGUAUCAGCUAACAUAUUCGCGUCUGGUACACGUCGCGGUAUGUCGGUGCAUUUUAGAGUGCCUUUCUAGCCAAGAUAUCUUUGAACAAGGAAUCGGAUUAACUUGGCUUAUUUUCUCUAGUAAAUGAAUAAACAAAAUUAAGAAAUAAAUAAAGAUAAAAAGUACUUAUUAAAAUGAAGGUAAACAAAUCCGUCGUAUAUUGCAAUGUUGGUAAAAAUUUUAUUAAUUUUUAAAGUAACCACAUACUUUCUAUUAGAGCGUUGUAUACUCGAUAUCUCAUAGGAUUAAUAUUACCAAUGCCAUUCGUAAUUGAAUCAUCUUUUCAAUUCCAGCGUCGUAUUUUUAUAAUUAUUCUUAUAUAAUGUCGAUGAAGCAAUUUUAAAACACGAUGAGUUCUGACUAAAGUUAAAACCAAACAAUGACGUAAUAUUUUGAAAGAACUUUUGAAGUGAUCGACGAAGCGUCAUCUUUGUGAAAAGAAAUUAUUUUUAAAAAAUUAUUAAAAAACAAAAGCAUAAAAAAAAUGCAUAAAAAGGGAAAAAUUAAAACUAAAACGCAAUAUA